GUCCGUUCCGGUAGGCGCGAGCCCGUGUUGGCUGUGGCGGAGAUCUAGACCGACCGUAGAUAUGUCUGAGAGGCAUACGCGUCCCAGAGGGGCCGCUCAGCGCUUUGGGCCCAAGACUCCGUCUCCUAAUUCUCUGCGGAGGUCGCAGCGGAAGUCAGGCUCUGAUCUCCCUAGCAUCCUUCCUGAGAUUUGGCAGAAGACACCCCGUGCGGCUCCAGUCAGAAAGCCCAUUGUCUUGAAGAAGAUCGUGGCUCACACUGUAGAGAUCCCAACUGUCCACUCGCCUCGCAGGAGCCCUAGGAUUGCUUUUUUCUUGGAGAAAGAGAACAACCCUCCUAAGGAGGCUACUAAGGAGGACCUCUUCAAGACAAACAGUGUCCCCCUCACCCCCACCACCACUCCUGUGCUGUCCUCCCUGAACAUCAAGUCCAUCUCCAAGGAAGGAGAACUAGAUGCCAGAGAUGUGGAAAUGUCUAAGAAAGUCAGACGCUCCUACAGCCGCCUACAGACCAUCAGCUCUGACUCUACCUCCACCCCAGCCCAUGGGUCCUGCUCUGGCUUCAAGGGGUCUGAAGAGUUGUCCAGAGUCUCACCUGUGGUGGGUUCAAAACCAGUUGAGGUCCCCAAGGUCCUUGCCAAACCCUUGGCCCCAGAUACAACACUCCCUGGAAUCUCUCCCCCAGUUGUGAAAGAGAAACGAAAGAAGAAAAAGGCACCAGAGAUCUUGAAAUCAGAGUUGGAUGAGUGGGCCGCGGCCAUGAAUGCUGAGUUUGAAGCUGCUGAGCAGUUUGAUCUCCUGGUUGAAUGA
This is a messenger RNA of Castor canadensis (American beaver), 808 nucleotides long. It is a transcript of the gene Cdca5, whose product is annotated as cell division cycle associated 5. Lineage: Eukaryota; Metazoa; Chordata; Mammalia; Rodentia; Castoridae. Gene Ontology annotation, cellular component: nucleus. Gene Ontology annotation, biological process: mitotic metaphase chromosome alignment; positive regulation of exit from mitosis; mitotic sister chromatid cohesion. The record is from RefSeq and is a predicted model, not a curated record.